AUGGCGGUCAUUCUGGCGCAGGUCCAGCAACUACAGACCGUACUGGAAAAUGACGCCUGGCAAGAGGACGACAAGGCGCAGCGAAAGGUGGCGGAUCUCAUCAGCGAUGUGAUCUGUGCCCUUCCCAGUCCGGUAGCAGACGAAGUCAGGAGCAGGAUUUGUACGCAUUGCCAGUUUAGGGCAGCGUCAGAAUCUCUUUACGCGCACCCGGACGACGACAAGCGGAAGUCCCUUGGAUGGCAAGAUGUAUUGGACCGACAACAGGAGUGGAUCAACUCACCAAAACGCUUCUUCGACGAGCCGAAGCCCCUCAAUGUCGUCAGAUACCUGAAAGCAUGGAGCACGAAAGGAAAGUACGGUCUAUUGGCCGCAAUCAAGUUCAGACUCAUCGCAGGAGAGCUCCACCGGUGUCGGACAUCGUGGGGUCCCCGCGCCAGCAAGUUCCGCAAGGCCCUGCACGAAGCGGCUCGCUUUCACACAGAAGCUGUCAUUGAAGAAAAGGACCUGAGCGAAUGGAACGCGUAUGGUAGAACAUCGGUAUAUCUCUCACAGAACUUCGGGCCGGGCACGAUUAUCGCGCUUGCUGAAACGCUCGAUUCGACGUUGGUUCCCUGCUCCGCCAGCUAG
Molecule: messenger RNA, 627 nt
Organism: Colletotrichum chrysophilum
Lineage: Eukaryota; Fungi; Ascomycota; Sordariomycetes; Glomerellales; Glomerellaceae
Exons: 2
Coding region: 1-627 (208 amino acids)
Source: RefSeq, a predicted model, not a curated record